AUGGCGCCUGGUUUCAAUACCAAAUCUCCCACGUUGAAGCGCAUCAUGAAAGAAGCCGCUGAACUCUCACAACAUCCAUCUCCAGACUAUACAGCUUCUCCAGCUUCAGAUACCGAUUUAUUCGAUUGGCACUUUACAUUGCGCGGCCCCCCAUCCUCAUCUUUCGCCGAGGGUAUCUAUCACGGACGCAUCGUUUUGCCUCCCCAAUAUCCUCUUCGACCCCCUUCCUUUAGAUUCUUGACGCCCAGCGGAAGAUUUGAGGUGAAUCGUGAGAUCUGUUUAAGUAUAAGUGGACAUCAUGAGGAAACAUGGCAGCCUGCGUGGGGAAUACGAACUGCCUUAGUAGCUCUCAGAUCAUUCAUGGAAACCAGUCCUUCGGGGCAAUUGGGAGGGGUUGAUGCGAGCGAUAGCGUUAGAAAGAGAAUAGCAGGGGAGAGUAGGAGGUGGAAAUGCGGCGUUUGUGGUGGAAGGAGCUGCGAGGAGAUUUUAGGAGAAGCAGAACAACUUGCAAAGGAAUUCGAGGGUGAAGGGACGAGUUCUAAGAGAGAAGAGGAGACGGUACCACCUGACAUGCAAAUCGGGCUAAAGAAGGAGACUAAAGCGGAGACGGGAUCAAAGCAGGAAUUGGAUGGAGGGAAUAGUAAAUCCACGGAGGAAGUACAGCUGGAACAGGCUGAGAGUGAGUAUCCAUCUGCGAGGCCAGCGCAAACGGUACCUCAACCCACAGCUACGAUACCACUUGCUCAGAAUCCUCAACCUCAAAGACAAAUGGCACAAGCUCGUGUUCAGUCAGAUGAAGGUGUACCCGUAUGGGUUGAUCGGGCUAUUGCUGGGAUAGUUUUAUGCUUAGUAGUCAUGGUUUUGAAGAUGCUAUUGGGGAAAUAA
Messenger RNA from Botrytis byssoidea, 885 nucleotides. RefSeq lists its product as uncharacterized. Lineage: Eukaryota; Fungi; Ascomycota; Leotiomycetes; Helotiales; Sclerotiniaceae. The transcript is spliced from 2 exons. The coding region runs from base 1 to 885 and encodes 294 amino acids. The record is from RefSeq and is a predicted model, not a curated record.